Molecule: messenger RNA, 1029 nt
Organism: Capronia coronata CBS 617.96
Lineage: Eukaryota; Fungi; Ascomycota; Eurotiomycetes; Chaetothyriales; Herpotrichiellaceae
Exons: 2
Coding region: 1-1029 (342 amino acids)
Biological process (GO): protein retention in ER lumen; endoplasmic reticulum to Golgi vesicle-mediated transport
Cellular component (GO): endoplasmic reticulum; membrane; cis-Golgi network
Molecular function (GO): ER lumen protein retrieval receptor activity
Source: RefSeq, a predicted model, not a curated record
AUGUACAUGAACGUCUUCCGCAUCUUGGGCGAUGUGUCCCAUACUGCGUCCAAAUGCAUCCUGAUCUAUGCCAUCCACUCCAACAAGAGUGCUGAAGGUGUAUCCCUCAUCACCCAGAUCCUCUACAUCGCCGUCUUCUGCACGCGAUACCUUGACCUGUUCUGGGUCCGGCCCUCCUUGUCAUGGUGGAACUUCAUUCUCAAGAACUUCUACAUCUGGUCGUCGAUCUAUAUCAUCGUCUUGAUGACCAGGGUGUAUGCGCGGACCCGAGAAAGAGAAAAGGCCUGGAAGUGGGGAGCCUACGCAGCUGGAGCCUCCUUUGUUGCUGCUCCUGUCGUCUCACUCAUCUUCAACGGCUGGCGGGCGACCACAUUCGUCGAGGUGCUCUGGACCUUUUCCAUCAUCCUCGAGUCGGUCUGCGUGCUCCCUCAACUGCUGCUCCUGCGGCAGACCACGGUGCCCACGGUGAUUGACUCGUUCUAUCUGGUCACCCUUGGCUCGUAUCGGGCAUUCUACCUGCUCAACUGGAUCUACCGCGCCUUCACCUCGUUGAAGCCCGAUCCCAUCUCCGUUCUUUUCGGCAUCGUACAGACCGCCUUCUACGUUGAUUUUGCCUGGGUGUAUUGGACGAGACAGCGGGUCAAGCUCCGCGGAGGUACGGUCGUGGACACAGAUGAUUUGCGGAAAGGCUGGCUGGUAGACAGGGUCAUCAACCAGCCUCUGGCGGCUGAGGAAGAUCCAGAAGCCCAACCUGGGGACCCUGAUGGUCCUGCCCAACCACCCAAGGUGAAUCGCUGGGGACCGCGUGGGAUUUCAAUCUCGGCGGACGACACACUGCACGAGCACGACAGGACGAAGCAGACGGCCCCCAAAGCUUCCACCCCCAAUCCUGAAGAAGGCACUGUCUUGGAAGAUGACGACGUGUUCGCCUCAGAUGUCGACGAUGAUGUCCCGGCGCUCGGUGGGCAGGCAAAUCAGGUGCUGAACAGCCAUGAUCAAUGGCGAGACAGUUCUCCUUCCAGCAAGUGA